AUACAUCAUUAUUAAAGAAUAAAUAAAGGAAGGAGGUCCACGGAGAUCAUUAAGGGUUGUGAAAACCAAGGAAGUGGGAGGGUUGGUGCCCUGAGGGAUUGAGUCGCCGAGAAAAGAGCCCGAGAGACGGCGAUUGUGAGCGUGAAGUUUGAAACAGAGUAACCCUCAUAUCAGGAAGGAGGAAACAAAACGUCUUUUAAAAAAGUGUUCGCUUUAAUGUUUUAGGUCAAUUUUACUGAGGGUACACUCAACGUGCAGUCGGGGCAUCAUGAUUCAAAAAUAAGCCCGUUCCAGUCACGUGAUAUGUCAACUGAAUUAACGGGAACCCUUCGGCGUGACGGAAAUGACGGCGUUUGUUUAAUGUAUCUCUCUUAGCAACGGGGUGCCCGGAAAACCACCAGCUGUUGGUGAACCAAGAUUUUGUUCGAAACGUUGCAAGAACAAUAUAACAGCGGUGGAAUUUGUUCAGUAGGAGGUGUCUUACUGCUACUCUGCCUUCACAACAAAUAAAAUGCCAGCUGCCUACGGACUGGAAAAGGGCAACCAGAAACUUCUGGCGACUAUGUAUCAAAGACCUAAGAAGGAUCAUAGAGUAACUGAAGGUUUCACAGUGAAAGCCAUGAUGAAAAAUUCCAUUGUCGUUGGUCCUUCAUCUGCAGGAUCUUUUCGCGAGAGACCCAGUGGACCUACAGCAUUUCGCAAGUGUUAUAAACGAGGCGAUUUCCCUAUUGCCUUAGAACAUGGUUCACAUGGAAAUCGAAUAGCCUGGAAGGUGGAGAUUGAGAAAUUAGACUAUCAUCAUUAUCUGCCUCUGUUCUUUGAUGGUCUCUGUGAUACUGCACACCCAUAUGAUUUCUUUGCGCGGCAAGGAAUACAUGACAUGCUAGAACACGGUGGCAUGAAGAUUCUUCCAGUUAUCCCCCAGCUAAUCAUCCCAAUAAAAAAUGCACUCAACACUCGGAACAAGCAAAUCAUUUGCACCACAUUGAAAGUGCUCCAGCACCUGGUUGUGUCAGCUGACAUGGUGGGUGAGGCCCUGGUGCCUUAUUACCGUCAAAUCCUCCCCGUCUUGAAUAUCUUCAAGAAUGUAAAUGUCAAUACAGGAGAUGGCAUUGACUACAGCCAACAAAAAAGAGAAAACAUUGGAGACCUGAUUCAGGAGACUCUGGAGAUCUUUGAACUCUAUGGAGGAGAAGAUGCCUUCAUUAACAUCAAGUACAUGAUCCCAACUUAUGAGUCAUGUAUUUACAACUGAACCAAAUAAACAGGUCUGAAGAAGUAUGUUGUAUUAAUUUAUGUAAGUAGGAAUUAUGUAAGACUAAAUGCAUCAAUUACACCAUCAAAUGAAUCACAAUUGUGUUCUUGUUUCCUUUAUUGUUUAUCAACAAUUGUUUCUUUAUGAGUAUGUGCAUUUAAACUGCCAUUGGAUUCAAACCUCAGAUGCUCUGAACAAUAAAAACAAUUUCC
Stegostoma tigrinum is the source of this 1467-nucleotide messenger RNA. RefSeq names its product parkin coregulated gene protein homolog. The transcript has 5 exons. Lineage: Eukaryota; Metazoa; Chordata; Chondrichthyes; Orectolobiformes; Stegostomatidae. The coding region runs from base 512 to 1255 and encodes 247 amino acids. The record is from RefSeq and is a predicted model, not a curated record. Gene Ontology annotation, cellular component: vesicle; cytosol; neuron projection. Gene Ontology annotation, molecular function: Hsp70 protein binding; Hsp90 protein binding.